GAUUGGGCCCCAUCCCACAAACCCUCUUAAUAAUUCCAUCAUCUUCGUCUCCACCACCACCACCAUCAUCGUCGUCAUCCCAUCUAUCUCUUCUUCUUCUUCUUCUUUCUUCCUCCCUCUCCAUCUUUCACUUCAUUUUCUCUCCCUCCCUUUCAUAAAACUGAGUCUUUCCUGAGUUUGAAAUUUUCUAUUAUUUUUAUGUUGUGGGGGAGAUGGGUUUGGAUUUGGAAGAGUGACACUUCCUAGUUUUCCCUUUUUAUUAAUUAUAUUUUCUUUCUGUGAUGAUGAUGCGAAGGAGGCUUGGGAUCUUCCCUGUCACCAAACACUUCUCCUUCCCUUCUUCUUCUUCUUCUUCUUCUUCUUCUUCUUCUUCUUCUUCUCUCUCUCUUUUGAUGUAUCCCUUGGUUCAUCUUCUCCUCUGAGUUCCUGUACAGCCACAAUUCUCUCUCCCCCUCUCUCUUUCUAUACAGUUAUCUCUGUCUCUGUGUGAAACAAAAAGGGCUUGUUGUGGAUCCCCAGAGAAGGAAAGAAAGGUAUAAGCUCAUACAUACAUAUCAGCAAAUGAUUUGAAAAGGAAGACCGAAUUGUAUAUGAAGGUGUCCAAUCAAAUCAAGCACUACUGACACUUCAGAGCUAGCUAGAUACCUCUUUCAUUCGGUGAUCCAUUUCCAGGUAAUUAAUAACAUAUAAGUAGCCAUGGAUGCUGUUUCAGUUGCAUAUAAACCUUUUUUCCCUUAAGAAAUGGCACAGUAUGUAUGUCUGUCUGUCUGUAUUACAAGGGAGGGAACUGACAAAAUGGGUAACGAUUCAACUUUCUUUUGGAUUAAUUAAGUACGGCUGUAAGCAGCAGGAGGAGAGUACUGCUCACUCUCUGCAGCUUCCAUCAUCUAUGGCCGCUUAAUUAGCAUAAUUAAUGUGGGGUUGAGUUAGUUUUUCUAGCCGUCACAGUGGCCACCCAGCAUCGCUUAAUUUAAUUGUAGUACAGAGACUAAAGACUCAUGUAGCUAGUAAUGAAGAAGAAGAAGAUGAAGAUGAAGUUACUGCUGCUGUCUGCUCUCCUGCUGCUGAUGAUGAUUGCCAAAAUUAUGUAGCUAGUAGUACAGUUGGUAGCUGAUGACGCACGUGUUCUUCUUCUUUUCGUGUUUUUUUUUUCUGCAACCAUUACUGCGAUUUACUUAAGUCCCUCUCUCAGUUCCCAGCUUCUUCUUCUCUCUAUAAAAUAAAAUUUCAUAUCCAGUCACUGCAAAAGUUGAACAAGUUUUCCCUCCAUAGAUAUAUAAUUCCUUCCUCUCCUUUACCAAAUCUUUCUCUGCUCUGCUCUCUCAUCUGUUCUGUCAGAGAUGGGCUGAUCCCCAAAUAUAAAAAGGACAAAGCUUUUUUUUUUCACCCAACCCAAAGGUCUCUGUCUCUCUCUCUGCCUGUCUGCACGAAUGACUCAUUUUCUUAUUUUAAUCAAUUUUGUUCAUAUGUUAAGCGCGCUCUCUCUCUCUGACGCUUUCUUUUCUCAUCCAAUUUGAUUCUCCCUUACUUACAUGAUAUAAUUUGGUCCUGAUUUGCUCCUUUUCUUUUGUUUGCAGCUCCGAUACAUCAUAAUAUAUUAAAAUAGAUCCACAAACUAGUGUGUCAGUCGCCCCGGGAUUGGCUGCUGCUAAUCACCAUCCAUCGAUGGCGACGUACUACCACGGCAAUCCCGAAAUCCAACAAACUGCCGCGGCGGCGGAGGGACUCCAGACCCUCGUCCUCAUGAACCCUUCUUACGUCCACUACUCCACCGACACCGCUCCGCCGCCGCCCCACCACCACCACCAAAACCCAAACAACCUCCUCAUCCUCAACGCCGCCGCCGCCAACCCCCUCUCCUCCCCUCCACCGCCGUCCCCCCACCACAACCACUACCAAAACCAGCAGCAGCAGCAGCAGUUCGUCGGCAUCCCACUGGACCCCAACUCCCACCACCACCACCACCACGACUUGGGCCUCAUCCCCCGCCUCCAUUACAACCUCUACAACGCCGCCGCCGACCUCUCCCCCUCCGCGCGUGACACCCCACGCGCCCUCUCCCUCAGCCUCUCCUCCCAGCAGCACCACCACCACCACGCAGCCGCCGCGACCGGGUACGGCUCCCAGUUCUCCUCCGGCGAGGAGAACACCCGAGUGGUGCCGGGCGGGUCGGUUUCGUCCAAUUCCGCGGCGGCGGCCGGUGUGGCCCCCGCCGCCGCCACCACCGGUAUGCAAGGCGUGUUGCUCAGCUCCAAGUACUUGAAGGCCGCUCAGGAUUUGCUCGACCAAGUCGUCAACGUCAACGCUGACGGUAACGGUAACGGAACCAACGGCGGAAACAAGCACCCCGAAGCCGCGUCCAAGAAGGCCAGUAAUAACAAUCACAACAAUUCCGCCGGCAGCAAAGCGGCGGAGCCUGGCGAAUCGUCCGCCGGUGAUGCCGCCACGGCGCCGCCAGAGCUUUCCACCGCUGAUAGGCAGGAGAUUCAGAUGAAGAAGGCCAAGCUCAUCAGCAUGCUCGAUGAGGUGGAGCAGAGGUACCGGCAGUACCACCACCAGAUGCAGACGGUGAUAGCGGCGUUCGAGCAAGCGGCGGGGAUCGGUUCGGCGAAGACUUACACGGCGCUGGCGCUGCAGACGAUCUCGAAGCAGUUCCGGUGCCUGAAGGACGCUAUCACGGGGCAAAUCAAGGCGGCGAGCAAGAGCUUAGGGGAAGAGGAAACCGCCACCGCCGGGGGGAAAAUCGAAGGUUCCAGGCUUAAAUUCGUUGAUCAUCACCUCCGGCAGCAGCGGGCGCUUCAGCAGUUGGGAAUGAUCCAGCACAAUGCUUGGAGACCCCAGAGAGGCCUGCCGGAGAGAUCCGUUUCCAUUCUCCGAGCUUGGCUCUUCGAGCACUUCCUCCAUCCAUAUCCUAAGGAUUCUGACAAGCAUAUGCUGGCCAAACAAACGGGGCUUACCAGGAGUCAGGUUUCUAAUUGGUUCAUCAACGCUCGAGUCCGGCUGUGGAAGCCAAUGGUGGAGGAGAUGUACAUGGAAGAAAUGAAGGACCAGGAACUGAACGGGACAGCAGGGGAGAAGGCCACCAAAACCGAUCACAACAACAACAACGAGGAUUCGUCUUCCAAAUCUGUUUCAUUCCACGAGACUCAAAUCAGAAGCUCCUUCAACAACAACUCACCAAACCAGCAUGUUCCCUCCGGAAUCUCAAUCUCCACGGGAGCUUCAACUUCCCCUGCUGCCACCGCCGGCAUCCUCCGAAACCAGCACUCAGCUUUCUCCCUCACAGCAUCAUCAGAGCUUGAAGGGAUCACUCAGGGUUCCCCCAAGAAGCCAAGAAACCACCACAUCGAUCUGCUGCCGUUGCCAUCCCCCACCAGCGUGGUGUCCACCAUGGAUGUGAAGCCCGGCCAUGAUUCGAGCGACGACCACCUGAUCAAGUUUGUGGACGAGAGGCAGAGCAGGGAUCAUGGGGGUUACUCGUUCAUGGGCGCACAGACAAACUUCAUGGGAGCAGCUUUCGGGCAGUACCCAAUUGCAGAGAUUGAAAGAUUCAACGCCGAUCAGUUCACUCAGAGAUUCUCCUCCGGCAAUGGAGUCUCACUCAGUCUCGGCCUUCCACACUGUGAAAACCUCGCGCUGCCAGCUACCCACCACACAUUUCUCCCCAACCAGAGCAUUCCUCUGGGGAGGAGGCUCGACCUGGGAGAAACGAACGAGUUUGGGGCUAUCACCACCACCGCGCCCCACUCGUCGUCGAUGACGUUUGAGAGCAUCAAUAUUCAGAACAGGAAGGGGUUUGCGGCGCAGCUUCUGCCGGACUUUGUGACCUGAAUCGGCCGCCGGUGAAGCAGAAAAGGCACUUGGGGAUAGGUAAGGAAGUGCAUGGUAUUUAUGACAUGCAUGAUGGUUAUUGGUGAAAGAAGCUGCCUGCAAUGGAGGUGGAAAAGCAGAUCGCUUUUUUUACGUUCUAGUAUAGGUGCUUUAUACUUUGGGUGGAGCAGUAGAACCAUUUGAGUUCAUAGACAGGGUAGGGGGAGGAUGAGUAUAUUGAUUUGGAUAAAGAUUUGUAUAUUAAUUUUGCAAGUUUUGAUGAUGAUGAUUGGACAUAUAAAUAGCAGAUAUAGUUUUAGGUGGAUUGGGUUUGGUAAUGUCAUAAGAAUCAGGGGAUUGGGGGUAUACAUAAUGGAGUAGUGUAUAUUGAUUGUGAGCAGGAAUAAGAAUAAGAUUGUUGUAAUUUCGUAUGCAUUUUAUUUAUCGAAUUUAGCAGAACUGGGAAGUGGUAACUCCUCUAUUUUUGUUCACAUUUUAGUUUGGACAUUAUGUUUCUUUUGUGGCGAGAAGUCUAAGCAUGUAUUGUUUUUUACUAAUUAGUUUUAGUUUGGAGAUCUCAGAGGUGUUAGACAUUUGCAAAUAUGCGACAUUAGUAUUGUAUGCCAGGAUGGUCUUCUUAGAUAAUUAUGGUCUGGGAUAGAGUCAGUAACCAAUGGUUACUGACCUAUCAGUAAAUGCAUGCACACCGU
Molecule: messenger RNA, 4520 nt
Organism: Linum trigynum
Lineage: Eukaryota; Viridiplantae; Streptophyta; Magnoliopsida; Malpighiales; Linaceae
Source: the annotation of a GenBank genome assembly